This is a messenger RNA of Rhodotorula toruloides NP11, 1076 nucleotides long. RefSeq lists its product as uncharacterized. The annotation marks the transcript as partial. NCBI's taxonomy places the organism in Eukaryota, Fungi, Basidiomycota, Microbotryomycetes, Sporidiobolales, Sporidiobolaceae. The record is from RefSeq and is a predicted model, not a curated record. The transcript has 2 exons.
AUGGCUCCGCCGCACCCUCCCUCGUCCUCGUCCGCCUCGAAAGGCCCUCCUCCGCAACGCCGCAACGGCGUCUUGAGCGACGCGUCGAACACGCCUAGACAGUCCAACACGCCCGCCUCGGUUGGAACGCCUCGUCAAAGCGCGUCGAAUGCGCUCAAGCGGGGCAGGGUUGAGGAGGUGGAUGGCACCGUCGACCGCUGGGGACGCAAGCGCGUCUUCGGCGAGCGGGACUGGGUGAGCAAGGAACAGCACGAGCUCGAGACGAAGCGCGCGCAGUUUGUCGCUGCGAUCCGGAGGAAGACGGAGGAAGAAGCGGCGUUGCAGCGCGCGGGUCAGGGAAGGGGUGACGAGGCUGCCAAGAUCCGGUCGGAGCGCGGACGCCUGAAGGAGGAGCUCAAGGGCAUCGAGGCGCAGAUCAGUAGACUCGACGGGGGAUCGGAGACGAGUGCCAGUGACGAGGAGGAGUCGAACAUCGGACGCUCGGCGGCGAGGUCCUCAAGCGCCGACGCUGCCGCUCCGCAAGCCGCAACUGCUCGCAACCGCAACCAGCUCCCCGUCGGCGGUUCCAGCUCCAACAGUGACACUCGCACGGCUCCUCAAGCGACCGCUACGCAGCAGGCGCCGAAUACGACGGUCCAGCAAGUCGCUCAGUCGACGAGUCGCCCGCGCUGCGACACCCCUCCUCCUCCUCCGCCCUCGCAGACUGCGAAUCCCGCUCACAACGCGCCCAACGCACAGCCUGCCGGUCCACAGGCGAGCGGAGCAUCCCUUUCGCCCACCUCCCCGAAUCAGGAGAACCUCGCAGCAGUCGCAAGCCAAUGGCUUCCCCUCCAGUCGCUCGUCGACGAAAUCGCUCACAAGGCCUACACCUUGCCGCUCAAGAAGACGCUCAAGCUGGAUGGUCUCGUCCACAACGGUUGCUUCAAGGCUGAAGACAAGGAGCGCAUCAUCAAGCUCGUCGUGCACCUGCUGGAGGAGGUCAGCCGCGGCGCGCAGGCGAAGGAGGCGCUGGCCGCGCUCGGCUUGAAGCCUGCGAACGAGAUCAAGACCGUCAAGCACAUCUUCUUCGCCGUCCA